CCAAACAACGCAAAACGUCAAUCUAAAAAUUAAAACCGUCGCGCUUGUGGUCGCUCUCGCUCGCGGUUCCUUCUCGUCGCUUUGCGGAAUUUCACGUUCGAAAUCGUUUCAAUCAAGUUUAAUCCGUGGUGUGAUCGUGUCCGCAACGUGCCACCGACAAAAAAAAAAUCACCCAACCAGGUGGUGACCCCACACACUUCCGGAACGUUCGCGGGGUCAAGGUGAACCGCAUUUCGAGGUUAGUGCCCUGCUGGUGGCCAUGAAUCACUCCAGCCGAUGGACAUCGUUUGGCGGCGGAGGAGGAGGAGACGGCGGGAGUCCCGGCUUGAGUGGGAAUCUGAGCCGGAUGUUGAGCAGUCCGAUGGCGGAAUCGACGCAGCUGGAGAGGGGGGGCAACGGGAGCGGCCGGGUGAAUCUGUUUGGCAGUCCGGUGAGAUCGACGGCGACGGUUACGGUGUCCGGGGGGGUCAAGCGGAAGCCGACGUCACCGCUGCUGAACAGCAAGUCGGGGUUUAAGAGCAGCGGGAAUCUAAGCGGGUUGGGAGGGGUGGCGUCCGGUAGCCGGAUUGAUGCGCAGGUCUACACGGACGCCCAGAGUCGCGGUCUCGUCAAUCGACUGGUUCGCUACCACGACAAGUCCCAAUCGUCGCUCAACCGGAGCCAAUCGAUGACCAGUUUGUACACGAAACCGGGCCAAUUUCCGGUGGUUCAUUUGAAGAAGACGGAAAUCAAGUACUCACCCCGACGGAACAACUCCAUCACGUCGGUCCGGAUUGCCCCGCCGGAGAAGUCCGUGUUUCAGGCGAACACGCGGUCCAAUAUCUUGAGGGCCGGAUCGCUGUUGAUUCCGAGUGCGGAGUUGAAGCCGGUCAGGCAGCAGCAGUCGGAGGAGGAGAUUGACGCCGAGAACCGGGUGAUUGCUCCGACGGCGGAGGUAGACGCGGCACCGACGCGCAGCGUCCUGGACGCGUUGAAGGAAAUUUCCCGGAAGCGGAUCAACAACGAGGAGUUGGACGCGGAUCGGAUCAAGAAGCAGUGCAAGGAGCUGAGCGAGGUGGAUUCUGGGGGAGGAGGUGGCGGGGUGAAGCGGGCCCGGGAGUUGCCUUCGUCGGCUUCGCCGCCGUCGCGAGGUUCGGCCGACCAGCAGAAGAAGCGCAUGUGUCAGAAGAAUAACGAUAUUUUGAGCUCGCUGAGUUCCAGCCUGGUGAUGGCCACUCCGAAGCGGGUUGAGCCGGUCCAGAUGCGGCCGAACCGGCUGAACGUGGAUCAGUCGUUCUCGGCGAUGGUUACGCCCGCGGCGUUCAACGCUACAAUCGCGGCGACCGUUGAAAGUCGGUUUGAACCUGCGAAGUUGGCUCGGAUGGAAUCGGCACCGUUGCCGCAGAUCACGAGAUCCGUUCCGGAAGUGGUUCAAAGGGUGAUUCCUCAGCCGGUUAGAUCUCAACCGACGCAGCCCCGAAUCACGCUUUUCAAUAGAAAGUACGACGAGUCGCAGAUUCGGCUGGAAGAAUCCGAGCCGGAGCAGGACGACGACGAGGAACUCGGCGGCCGAAUCAGCUUCAUCAAACCAAAGGAAAAGACCCCGAUCGUGAGCAGCGACAAGCUGGCCCUCAAACGCGUUGAGAAGAACAAACUGUCCCUUCUGCUGAGUUGCCUCAGCGAUGACUUUGACAACGAAGAGGAGGUGAAGGUGACCAAACCUCAGGCAAUUCCUACGUUCACCGCAAAGGACACCGUUGACGCGCCCCCGUCCAAACCCACGGAACAGAAGAAACCCGAAGAACCUACCCCAACGCUACCGAAAAUCACCGGAAUCUCCGCCCUCAUCAACAACCCAAUCAAGGACGCCGGCCUCGGUAAGAUUGACCCACCAACAACGACGCAGAAACCCCCGGAACCAGCGAAAUCCAGCGCAGCUGGACCAGGCUUCUCCUUCGGAACUUCAACAACGACGACGACUACAUCCGCAUCGACCCCAAAACUUGCAGACACCACGUUCAACUUCCCAAAACCUACCCCGGAGGUCAAACCGGCCGAGAAACCCGCACCGGCCGCCUCCGGCGGCUUCUCCUUCGGAGCAGACCCACCUCCCGCCUACAGCGCCCCCAAACCCGCUUCAACGCCAAACCUGAUCAGCUUCUCGCCAGCUCCGCUGGCCAAACCCGCGACCACCGAAUCGACCGGAUUUUCGUUCGGAGCGUCGACUACGUCGACGACGACCAGCAGUCAACCUGCGGUUGCCACCACAACUUCCACGCAAGCGAAUCCGAUCGCCUUCGGCGCCAGCGGGUUCAGUGCGUUCAAACCUCCGGCAAGUUCGGCGGCGGCGGCGCCUGCCACUACGGCGCCACCGGCCUUCGGCACGGUGACCACGACUUCAACUGCAAGUUCCGCCGCACCAGCGGGCGGAUUCAGCUUCGGGGCGAAGCCCGUGACUACGAGCGCGGCGUCUGCGACGCCGGCCACCAAUGCUUUCUCUUUUGGAGGAGCGGCCAAACCGGCUGCUGGCGCAGCUCCGACGCCUGCGGCGUCCGUGAUCACGUCCUCAGCUACCCCACCGGCCUUUGGAGCAGCAGGUUCAACCUCAUUCGCGUUCGGAACAUCGUCGUCUUCGCCGGCUCCGCCUGCGUUCGGCGCCGUUAGCAACUCCACCGUACCGGCCUUCGGCUCAACGAGCACCUCUACAACGCCUUCGUUUGGAUCCAUAGCGACGACCACCACAGCGGCACCUGCACCCACCUUCGGUGGGUUCGGAAACGCCACCACUUCAUCAAUCGCGCCAACUUCUGCGCCCACGACGGCGCCUCCCGCCUUCGGCAGCAUCACAACUUCAACGACUUCAUCCACGAACAUGUUUGGAAGUGCGAGCGCUAAACCCGUCUUCGGUCAAUCCUCCACCACCAAUUCAGGCGCCUUCUCGUUUGGCGGCAACGCCGCCACCACAACUCCGGCUUCCGCGGCACAACAACCCGCGGCGAGCCAACCCAGCGCCAACACCACCUUCAGCUUUGGAGGUGCGGCGAAUGCCGCACCAGCGAACGUGUUUGGGACCGGUUCCAACAACAGCAACCAACCCACCUUCGGUGGUAAUUCUGCAGGAAGUGGAACGGCAACGCCGUCGUUUGGUGCGAUGGCCGCAGGUGCAGCUCCGCCAACUUUUGGAAUGGCUACUUCGGCGGCAAAGCCGCCGGCCUUUGGAGCGUCAACGACGACGACGUCUGCCGCGGGUGGUGGUGGAGUGUUUGGAACGAGUGCGUCGGUCUUUGGAGGUUCAACGACUGGGGCGGCCACGAGUGCAAGCUCCGUCUUCGGCGUCCAAUCCUCAACCACGCCCGCUCCGUCACCCUUUGGCGGCGCAGCAGCACCUUCCUCCAACCCAUCAUCCGGCGGGAUGUUCGGCGCAGCCGCAGCAUCCAUCAACAACAACAACAACAACCAGUCCCAACAAUCCGCCGCUCCAACGCCAUUUGCCUUUGGUGGCGGAGCCACCGCACAACCUGCCGCCCCCGCCGCGGCCUCCACCAACAAGCCAUUCGCCUUCGGGGGAGGACCCCCGAACGCGGUCGCUCCCGCAGCUCAACCGGUGAAGGCGAACAGUUUUUCGUUUUCGGCCGCUGGGACGACGAACCCGGUGGCACCGGUAGCUCAAUCCAACUCGGCGUUCAGCUUUGGGGCGAGUCAGCAGCAGCAGAAUAACGGGCCGCCACCGCCAGCGUUCGGCAGUACCAACAGUGCAUUCUCGUUCAACUCCGGCAGCAGCAGCGCGGCCACCAACAACAGCAAUCCGAACCUGGCGACGGUGAAGCCGUUCUCGUUCGGUGGAAGUGCCCCGGCGGCGCAACCCGCGGCGUCCGGUGGAAUUUUUGGCGGCGCAGCCGCGGCAGCGACCUCACCCCCGCCGGCGUUCAACUUCAACCAGCAGCAGCAGCAGGGGGUGGCCCCUGCGGGGCCGUUUGCCUUCAACAGUCCGGUCGCCGCCACUCCGGGAGGACCGUUUGCGAUGGCCAACGGAGGUGGGGCGCCGGGCGCGGGCGGCCCCAUGUUUAGCAUUGGAACCGGCGGUGGGAACCAGCAGCCCGGCCGGAGGCCGAUCCGGACCGCAACGCGACGACUAAAGUAGAUGGGGUUAAAUGUUGUAACAAAAAUGUUCGUUUCUAUUUUUGCUUUUCGGCUUAUCCUGUAUCCGUGUAUAGAUAUGUUUGGGAAAUGUUAGUUUCAGGGGGGAGAGAGAGUGGGCGCAUCGUGAUUUCGAGAGACAUUCGGCGAGAUUUUCAUUCUUUUCUGUGACUUGAGAGAAGACCAAUUGGCCGCAAAUUUUCGUCAGGUGUAAUCAUCAAUAAAUAAAAAAAUAACAAGUAACAUUAUUUAA
This is a messenger RNA of Culex quinquefasciatus (southern house mosquito), 4369 nucleotides long. Its product is annotated as mucin-5AC. Lineage: Eukaryota; Metazoa; Arthropoda; Insecta; Diptera; Culicidae. The record is from RefSeq and is a predicted model, not a curated record.